Messenger RNA from Mycotypha africana, 336 nucleotides. RefSeq names its product stress responsive A/B barrel domain-containing protein. Bases 26 to 319 code for a protein of 97 amino acids. The transcript is spliced from 4 exons. Lineage: Eukaryota; Fungi; Mucoromycota; Mucoromycetes; Mucorales; Mycotyphaceae. The record is from RefSeq and is a predicted model, not a curated record.
AUACACAGUUGAAGUCAUUUCAGAGAUGAAGAUUGUUCAUAUUGUUAUUGUCAAAUUCAAAUCCGAGAUAAACGACGAAGUCAAAGAGCAAGCGGUUAAAGACAUUCUAGCUCUGAAGGGUACAAUUCCAGAGAUUAAAGCCAUUAGUGCAGGAAAGAACUUUACAGAUAGAGGAAAAGGCUAUGAAUAUGGAUGGGUUAUUGAGUUGGAGAAAAAAGAGGAUUUGCCUAUUUAUGCCAACCAUCAAAGUCAUUUGGACUUUUUAUCCAAGUAUAAACCUGCUCUUGAAGAUGUCCUUGCUAUUGAUUAUGAAUUUUAAUAAAACAGACUGCUCUA